UAGUUCCUGAAUACAGAUUUAAUCUUGUUUGCAAUUAUUUCGAAGGCGAGAAGUCAUCUGGAUCAGAAUUAAGAUGCUCUGGUUUCAAGGAAAUAGCAUGCAACUUGCCAGAUCCUCCCUUGGACUCUUCUUGAUAAACUGCUCCGCCUCUAAGACAACUCUGCCUGUGCUGACCUUAUUCACAAAGGACCCAUGUCCCCUCUGUGGCAAAGCCAAGGAAGUACUCAAGCCUUAUAAAAACAGGUUUAUUUUACAGGAGGUGAACGUCACACUUCCAGAAAACUCUGCCUGGUAUGAAAGGUAUAAAUUUGACAUUCCUGUCUUUCACUUGUGUGGCCAGUUUCUGAUGAUGCAUCGAGAAAACACCUCAAAACUUGAAAAACAGCUCCUGAAACUUGAGCAGCAAAGUACCGGAGGCUGACUAACGCCCUCAUGAUUUCCACCCUCUCUUCCUAUAUGGCAUCUUCCUAAGGAAAUGACCAUGGCCUGAUACUCCUUUUGUCACCUAUACAGAGCCCUAAGGAUAUUCUGAACUCAGUGGUGCCAAAUAAAUGUUGA
Pongo pygmaeus (Bornean orangutan) is the source of this 558-nucleotide messenger RNA. Its product is annotated as glutaredoxin-like protein C5orf63 homolog. The record is from RefSeq and is a predicted model, not a curated record. The transcript has a single exon. NCBI's taxonomy places the organism in Eukaryota, Metazoa, Chordata, Mammalia, Primates, Hominidae. The coding region runs from base 74 to 421 and encodes 115 amino acids.